AUGGCUCGGUUGGGCGCCCCUCCCCCUCCGACUCCCCUGCCUGUGGUGAAAUGGCCUGCUGCUCUGGGUCUGGGCCCCAUGGUGGGGCCUCUGGCUGUGGACUACUGCAGCGAGCACUGCUUGGGAUGCGAGGGGGCUACCAGUGGCAUGGCAACUAUACGAUUCGACAACAAGUGCGGCUCGCGCUUCCGGUCACCGGAGCCUUUUGCGUUUGGCUUCUUCUCGGUCGACUUCAAGUGCCCCUCCGGCCUCACCAGUGGCCUCGUCUCCAGCUUCUAUCUUUCCACACAGGAGGGCAGCAGGAGGCAGGACGAGAUAGACUUUGAGUGGCUGGGCAAGAGCAACAUGCACGUGCAGACCAACUACUACGUGACAGGCGUGGGCCACCAUGAGGGCUUGCACACCCUCGGUUUCGACUGCUCCAAGGCGUUUCACAACUACGCCAUCAUGUGGACCGCCGCCCGCAUCGUGUGGUUUAUUGACAAGGUCCCUAUACGAGAGGUUGUCAACAAUACAGCAUUGUCAAAUGAACCUUAUCCAUCCAAUCCGUCUUUCCUCUAUGCUAGUGUUUGGGAUGCAAGUGGAAUAAGUCAAGGGUUGUGGUCCAUUUUGACUUUUGAUCAAUCGAUGUCCGAUCAGCAGGGGAUGGUGAGCGAGUCCCCCAUUCGAAGAACAGCGUUUGCUGCCGUCAUGGAAGCGGAGGCACCAGAGAAGCUGGUGGCACGGGUUGGACGGAGUCAUCAAAGAUAUGCGGAAGGGGUUCGUCUCGUUGCUGGGUGCAUUCCCUUCCGCAUUCUUAACGAGGAGCAGGACGGCAGACAAACGACAGAACAGCUUCAAGUUCUUAUGAUUACAUCACAACAUGGCGAAGGCUUAAUAUUUCCAAAGGGAGGCUGGGAGACGGAUGAGACCGCUGAACAGGCCGCGUGCCGAGAAGCUAUGGAAGAAGCUGGGGUUCGAGGGAUUAUACAGGGCAGAAUAGGUUCGUGGAUGUUCAAGAGCAAGCGAUUACGCACUGCCGAGUGUAAAGACGGAGAGUGCUGUGCGCACAUGUUCAGCCUUGCUGUAACCGAGCUGCUCACUGUCUGGCCCGAAAUGAGCCGCCGUAGCCGUCACUGGGUGUCAAUACCAGAGGCCAUACAGCGGUGUCGGCAUGAUUGGAUGAGGGAUGCUCUGCGGCAGUGGUGUGACCAGCAGCAGCCAGCGUUUAAGCUUCCGCCUACCUGA
This is a messenger RNA of Closterium sp. Yama58-4, 1227 nucleotides long. Lineage: Eukaryota; Viridiplantae; Streptophyta; Zygnematophyceae; Desmidiales; Closteriaceae. The record is from the annotation of a GenBank genome assembly.